Molecule: messenger RNA, 1053 nt
Organism: Heteronotia binoei (common prickly gecko)
Lineage: Eukaryota; Metazoa; Chordata; Lepidosauria; Squamata; Gekkonidae
Product: vesicle-trafficking protein SEC22c-like
Biological process (GO): endoplasmic reticulum to Golgi vesicle-mediated transport
Source: RefSeq, a predicted model, not a curated record
CCCCAUGAGUUCUCCUGUGGAGUAUGUCCAUGAUCCUCUUUGCCUGCGUGGUGCGGGUGAGAGACGGGCUCCCGCUCUCGGCAUCCACGGACUUCCUGGACCAGGACUUCUUGGAAUGCAGGAAGAGGCUGAAGGCCUUGUCGUCCGUCCUGACGUGGUAUCCCAGUCGGGGGACAGCCAAAGAACGUGACCUCAGCAUACACUUCCAUUCUUCCGGGGAAGUCGCCUGCAUGGGCAUUUGUGCCAGCAGCUACCCGGCCGUCAUGGCGUUUUGCUUCCUGGAAGAGCUGCAGUGGGAAUUCGCCGCUGCCUACGACGUGACGAGCGUCGGCCUGGCUUCCAGACCCUAUGCUUUCCUGGAAUUUGACAGUGUCAUUCAGAAAGUCAAAAGCCGCUUCAGUGGCACCAACUGCGCUCCCCUGAAGCUCAACUUUGAAAAAAUCCGGGAAGAGCUCCAGCUGCGCCCUCCCCUGCAGGUGAAGCUGGAAGAGGCGGAGCUGGCGAACGGGAUGGCGAACGGGCACGCAGAGCUCCCCCUAGAGCCUGCCUCCACUCAGAGGAUGCAACCCGUGUCUCCUGCGGGCAUCUUGUCCCUCGUCCUCAACAUCAUGUGCGGGGCGCUGAAUCUCAUCCGAGGCGUUCACCUUGCAGAAUACUCAUUCCAGGAAGACCGCAGAGGAAUUGGGAACGUGAUCGCGUUCCUCGUCCCUUUUGUCGCUUGCUUUUUAUUGUGCUACCUUUACCUGUUCUACUGUUCGGCGCGGCGGGCCAAGGUCUUUGCGCUUUUCGUCACCAUCUGUGCGUGCAAUCUCUACCUGUACGGACCAAGGAACGUCUGGCAGAUCCUUUUCCACAUAGGGGUGGCCUCGCUGUCGGCGCAUCAGAUUCUCACGCGGCGAGUCGUGGAGAAGCAGCCGGACUGCGGAGUAUGAAAACGAACGUGGAAUGCCAAAACUUGGGGGAGGGCGAUAUUUCAUGCUGUUUGGCAGUCGUCUAGGCAACAGGGUGGGUUUUUUUUUUUUAAAAAAAAAGAAAAGCCAUGGUUCUCUCUGC